Molecule: messenger RNA, 1056 nt
Organism: Paramuricea clavata
Lineage: Eukaryota; Metazoa; Cnidaria; Anthozoa; Malacalcyonacea; Plexauridae
Source: the annotation of a GenBank genome assembly
AUGUCGGUCUCCAGAUAUAGUUGUUCGGUCGAGUGUUCGCGUUGUACGAAGAACUUUAAAAGUUCGAAAUCAAUGUGGCGCCACAUGAUGAAAUCGCACCAACUUUCAAUAGCCCCUCUUGAAUUUUUGGACGAAAAUAAUCAACCAGUUACGCUUGCUAAACCUGCAUUGAUAGAAUCUGCUUCCCAGCUGAAUUCAUACAACAUGUGGUUAUCAACAAUUGUGGAACGAGUCAAUGAAGCCCUACAUCCUGCCCUACCAGGUAUAAAUAGCAAGUGACUAUAUAUAAAGAUUCUAGUUCAUCCAAUUUAUCUAUAAUUAUAUUACUAUAUUAUAUCACGUAAUUUAAGAAGCAUACAUUUUAAAUGCGUAUCCGUUUUAUUAAAUAUAAAAGAGUUUAAACUUAUCGCCGAAUAUAAAACCGAGGUUUUACUGCUUCAUGCAGUAGCCUAUAAUCUACAUAGAUUCGUAGACCCGGCAUUAUAUGCCUCAAUAUCGUAAAAUUUUAAGUAGUGAUUUACUUUCGUAACGCAUUUCACAGGUCGAUGGACACAAGUUGAAGAUCCUUGUGUCCCGGACUCUUUUGUUCUUCAUUUUAUUGCACGAAUUGCUGAAGAAACAGCUGAUGUGGUUUCUCCCCAUUGUGUAAAAUUUCUAACACACAGAGGUUUACCAUAUCGAUUGAAAACUGAAAAGAUUUCGUACAAAGUAUACGAUUUAACCGCAGUAAAGAAUGCAUUGGACGAGCAAAGAGAUUUAGAGCUGCGUGAAACAGCUGCCUUCCGCCACUUUGCUGAAGUAGAUGACAAAGGUAAAGAUUCGUGUUUCCAAAAGCUGUCAAUGAAAGAAAAAAUUGCCAGAAUGAAGGCAUCUUCCAAAAUAGGAUAUGUUGAACAUGUCCAGGUACCCACCUCACGCAGUUCUCUUGUUAUUUGUGAAGGAGAAGGACGUUGUACAAGAGAAAUGGAAAUAAUUUACUGGCCAAAGUUAUACACCUUUUCAAAGCAGUACAAGUUUCAGCUACGAUUUUUUAUUCAAAAAUGUGACAUGCAAUGA